CAUAACGUGGUGGAGUAAUGUUUACGUUUUGAAGCCUUUAGUCUUCUCGCAGCAGAGAAUGUUUAAAACGCCAUUUUUAAAGCUUUUACCGUUCGUAUUUCCAGAAAUAUGGAGAAAGAAAACAGUUUCAUAUUUCUUAAAGAAAUAUUUGGGCCACUUUCUGUCUGAAAGCGUGACUCUGGACCAGCUGACUCUCGAUCUCAACAAUGGCAAAGGAAGCAUAACAGAUCUAAAUUUAGACGUAGAGGCAAUCAAUGCACUCCUUGAAGAUGUGCCUUUGGAAGUCAUGGAUGGCUAUAUCCAUUCCAUUGAGGUUAUGGUGCCUUGGGCAUCAAUACUUAAGGACUGCACCAUGGUGGAGAUCCAUGGUUUGGAGCUGACAGUAAAGCCUAAAAGGGUGCAGAGUACAGCUGCAUUCCUGGAAACCAUGUCCAUGCUAAGUAGCAUGAGCAUGAGUUCAAGUCUACAGCUGGCCCGAGAGUGCCUGCAGGCUGAACAAGCACCCAAGGCAGAGACACCAGCUGAACAGCUGAGUCCAUUUGAAGGCAUUCAAAUGUUUGCACAGACCAUAGAAUCAAUAUUAGCUCAUGUAAGAGUCACCCUUCUGGACACAGUUAUACGCUUUGGAGCAUUUAGACCCUGACACCAACUUGGGCGUAGGGCUCGAGAUGAAAAUAGACAGGCUGGAGUAUUUUGAUGACCAAGCCAUCAAUGAAAACCAACCAACUUCAGCAGCAUCACAGGCAGGGACUACUGAAUAUGAAAAGAAGCAGGAAGCCUUAAACUUACCUGCAAUACUGACCAAGAAUUUCCAUGCUAUGGGUAUUUCAUUCACACUUGACAACUUCCGUCCAUGUGGUACAGCAGGAUCUGCAGCUGUCCCUGAUUCUCUUGGAAAUUCUCCCAGUAUGUAUGUGUCUACCUUAAGCUCUGUACAUCCAACCAUUAGUCACAUAGGUCCAUAUGAAGAUUCUGUGAUCCACCCAAUCCCAAUUGCCACUGUUGUGGGAAAAUCAAUGGUCAAACUUAAGAUCAAGCAGAAGGAGUCACUCAGUGGACCAAAGCUUGGCUUAGAUUGCCAGCUUGGAGCACUGCAUGUUUUGUUAUCUCCACAACAACUACAUGGACUGCUGCAGCUGGUCAAAGGAUGCUUAGAACCUUCUGAAGAUGCUGGUUAUGGAGGGCGAAAAUAUGGUUUAGGGAAAAAGCCAAUGGAUGCAGCUGAUUUUGAACGUGUGCAGCAAGAGCUGAAGCGUCAGUUACAUGAAGAACGUCUACGGCGACAGGGUGUUUUGCCACUCUUAUCAUUAGAUGAUCACCUGAUCAAUGUGGCUGAGGAGCAUGGAGAUGAUGAAGAGGUAUUCUACUCUAUGAAUGCGACACGCCCUGUUCAGGCAGGAUUGAUGGAUUGCUCUAUGACUAGCAUCAACACUGUAGACACUGCAAGCUCUCAAGCAACUUCUUCUUUCCCGCAUAGUGACAUGGUAAACCUUUCCAGAAAAUCAUCUUCGUCAACACCAAAGAAGCACAGAGACCAUUCUGCAAGAGUUCUUAGUGACCCUUCGGCAGAGAUCAGCCAUUACAGUGUGAAGGUCAGCAUGAUUUCAGUGUGUUUGCUUCAUGAGGAUCCCAAACCUGACUACCGCAUGGGAGCAGAGGAAUCUUCAGCUGAGAGGAUGAAAGCAGUAGCAAAUGAGUAUUUGCGCCAAGUGCGAGCUAUAAAUUUCGUAGGGCACACUUUGUCACUAAAAGACAUCAGAAAUAAGGUGUCAGAAGCAUUGCCUCUGGACCAUCUUUGUUUGUUGGGAAAACCUUUGUCACUUGAGUGCAUAGAAAGAACCCUCCACACAAGCCAUAGCUACUCCUUGGAGUUCACACUGCACUCUGCAGAGCUUGUGGAAUGUCUUUUUGACAGACGGGAUGGAGAGCUGGGCUCUAUGACCUUUACAGCUGACAGUGACAUCAAGCUACCUCAGUACAGUGAGCUUUUAACAUUCCCAAGUCAAGAUGCAGGAGAAAGGACACCACAAGGUUCAUUCUGUUCCAUCACACCAGCUGCCAAAGCCAGUUUUGUUUUUACCAGCAAGACUGGCCCAUAUGGGUGCAUAUCCAGCGAAACCAGAUUGUCACUGGAGCUGGGACCACUGGUGGCAGAGCUGGACAUCACCAUCAUUGACCGCCUGACUGGACUGCUGUAUCCUUCAACUCCACACUAUGCGGCAUCUCAGAGUUCAGUCUUUGCACAGACUGGCACCAAUGGUGCAGGACUACAGUUUUUUGAUCAGGCAAUGGAUGAUGUGUCCUCAUCAAAGGACACAGUGCUGGAGAUCACAGUAUUUAGUCCUAAAGCUUGUCUUCAUGUACGAUUUCCAGUGCCAGAUUUGCGAUCCACUACUCAUGUCGCUACACGGCAGUGGUGGAGGCGCAACCUGCAUAAAGAGAUCCUCUUACUAGAGGUGCAGAACUUGCGGAUGCACACAGGACUGUCUGAUACCAGUCAAACAGUGUAUGAUCUCACAUGCAGUGUAGCAGAAGCAUAUUUACAAGAGGACUUCAACAAAAUGCCAGUCUGCUUUGGCCGUGUGACUGGUGAUGACUCUUGUGAUGCCCAAGAAGCUGAGGAAGGCUUCAACUGGCCCAGGGUGGUCAUCAAGGUGUUUCAGCCCACAACGUCAGCCUUAGAUGUGGCUGAGGAGUUUGAUGAUUCCAAUGAUAGCUUUAAUGGCAUGUGUCAGUUCUCCACCUCAGAACCUUCCCCAUUUUCACAGCAGAAAUCGAUGUACAACCGGGAAGAUUUGACACGUGACUCUGAAGACGACACAAGGCCACCUGAUACUCAUGAGAUUGUGAUGCCAGGCAACAAGAAAGAAACUCAGGUAUUCCAGGAAGCAGCCUCAGCCAGUACACAGCUUCUAGUGGAAGUGACUUUACCUGUGGUUGUGGGUAUGCUUCACAGUAAACAGUUUUAUGAACUUCUGUACAACAGGAUGAACAAUGACCUUCUGAUGUGGGAACCAGCUGUGCCUAUUCCCCAUUUUGCCACAGACAGCACCACCUCCAGCCUUGGAGUCAACUUAUCUGUGCAGCAUCUGCUGAACUUCAACAACCCUGAGAAUUCAGACCUACAGGACCAACCACGUUCAGCACAGUUUGAGUCUGACUCAGAGUCUGAUGAGAGUGCUCCACACUACAGCAUCCAUGACAACAAGAGCAAAAAUCAGCCUGUUCGCCGGCAGCUGCAGAGCAAGAUUUGCCUAUCCCUCAGCAUUGGAGAAGGCAAACUGCUGGCAUGUGUACCUCAUAAGGAUGAGGGUUGCCAUGGAGAACUAUUUGUAGUGCUAAAGGAUGCCAUGCUGUACACAGUCACAGCCUAUAGUGGUGACCCUGAUCUCCGCUACUUGUGUUUCCAGUCCAACCGUGCUCAACUAUACCACUGUGAUCGUGUGGAUCAGCCUGUGAUUCCUGGAAAAUUGGAUUACAUCAGUGGUACUUUACCUACCCACUUAAUGCAGCGCAUCUACCGAUCUGAGAGGGGCAUACCCUCAGGGUCAGCUGGUCCAGUGGGAACUGGUCCUGACACUAGUCAGGAUAUGGUGUCCGUGGCUGUCAGAACCAAGUUGGACACAAUCAAUAAUGUGAAGCACUUCCUUGUUUCUGUGGCUGUGCGAGGCAGCACCUUACGCCAUGAGUUUUCAAUGCCUUCACAAAGCUGGAUCUCUCAAGCGAUUGAUUUCAUUGAUGUGCAUGACUUCCCCAUCCAAGGUUAUACUAUGCCCACUGUGCUUACAGAACUUCAUGUUCACCUCUUGGCUUGUGCUGUCGACUACAGACCUCUUUUUCUGCCACUACGUGCAGUGGUAACUGCUGAGAAUGUCAGCUUGUCAAGCAAUUUGAGUACUGAUGCUUCUACAUCUAUACGAUUUAUGCUGGAGAGUGCUUCACUCUUUUUGUCUGACAAGACUUUCAUGGAAGCGAACCUUAAGAAAGACUAUGUUUGUGUUGCCGAUCUAAACCUAUUUGAACUUGCCUUGCGCUUUGGGGAUGGCAAAAAUCCUAAAUGGCCAAAGACUGAUCUCCGCCUUAUAGCCAAAAAGCUGGAACUGCAGACAUGCUCUGAUUCCUGCAAGGCACUCAUUGAACUGGUCAGCUAUAUCCUGAAGGAGGGAGAUCUUUAUCCUGAUAAAGAUGGGCAAGAUGCUGUAGAGGAGACACUUCCAGAGCCCUCACAGAUAGCAGAGUCAUUAUCGGAGUCGAAGCUGGAGCAUGUGCACUUCAUGAUGGAGGAAGCUAUCAGUGAUUUAAAUGAACUAGCAACAGAAUCAGGGUCACCAGAGAAGACAGGACCAGGCACAGAAGUAUUCUUCAUGACAGAGGACCAUUUCAACAGAUUACCCCAGGCAGCACCACCAGCUGGUCUGCGUCACAUAGUUUUCUCCCCUAGUGCUGAUUCUUUCACCAGCACUUUUUCUGACCAGGGCAGUGAUCCAGAUGAAGACUUCUGCAUCAUUGAUGAUCCUGGGAUGGGCAUCGCUCCCCGUGAUGGAAAGCCCAUGGUUCGCAUCUUUACCAAGGAGCCAGUAGUUAUCAUUGACAACUUCUUCACUCAGCCAGUUGGCAAAAUAGAUCAGCUGAAGGCUCCUAGCCACUACCCCAAACCAGAGGUUCGGUACACAUUGCGUGAACUCUCUCUAAUUUGGUACAUGUAUGGAGGCAGAGACUUCUCCCCUGACACCAAGAAAGACAAAAAUAAAACAGGUCGUCCAUCAUCGAGUGAAAGGGUCUUUUUGCCAGCAUUUGGAUCUCCUGCCCAUUCUCCGGACCGCAAGCCACGAGUUCCUCGUAGUUGGCAAGAACAAGGUGGUCCACUACGGGACCAUGACACUCUAAUGGAGUUAAGGCUUUCUAAGGCAAGAGUGCAGUAUGAUGUGUAUCCUGUGACUGCCAGUGAGGCAUCCCGUGCUGUGUUGAUCGUAAAUGAAGUUGAGAUUGUGGACCGUUUGAAGGUCUCCCCAAUCAACAAAUUUCUUUACCUGUAUACAUCAGAAAAGCAGCCACGGAAAUCAAGUGGCAACAUGGUUCUUGUUAAAGCUCUUUUUUCACGACCAGAUCCCAUGCUUCCAACACAAGAUUGCUCGCUGAAGAUCUCUCUCCUUCCUAUUCGCCUCAACAUUGACCAGGAGUCUCUCUUCUUUUUGCGGCGCUUCUUCAUGGAGCUGGCAGGUCAGCAAGCAUCAGAUCCGUACACACCCACUCCUGGGACGGAAGGCUUUUCAUCUAGUGUCUCCACCCCUUCCUCCAGUGCAGGCAGUGGCUCGCGGGAUCGUGGGCCUGUGCUGGGUGUUUUGGCAGCAAGACAGCAAGAGGAUGAGGAUGUAGUAGAAGGGCGAGUGCGCCCAGAACUGCUCAUUCAGCUGGAUGAAAUUUCACUGGAACGCAGCCAAGCUCUGAAGUAUGCUUUAGAGCAAGACACUGGUUCGGACACUUCAAGCAACAUUGAUGUUGGCAGCUUACCCAUAUUCUUCAAGUCAGUGGUGUUUUCACCAGCAGUCCCGAUCCGAUUAGACUACCAUGGAAAGUGUCUGGAGAUGGACAGAACCCUGGCUGGGCUACUCAUUGGGCUGGCUCAGCUCAAUAACUCGGAACUCUGUCUUAAAAGGCUCUCCUGCAGAACUGGACUUCUAGGGGUGGAGAAGGUGAUGGCUUACAUGCUCAGCGAAUGGCUAACUGACAUUCGUGCCAAUCAGCUCCCUAGCAUUUUAGGAGGCGUUGGACCCAUGUAUUCUUUUGUACAGCUCAUCCAGGGUAUCCGAGAUAUGUUUUGGCUGCCAGUUGAACAGUAUCGACGUGAUGGUCGAGUGUGGCGUGGGGUGCAGCGUGGGGCUUCAUCCAUAUCAGUGUCUACAGCACGGGCAGUCAUAGAGCUUACCAACAAGGCUGUGGGAGCACUGCAGCUCUUGUCAGAACUGGCAUAUGACAUGCUGUCACCAGGCCCAAGUGUCAGACAAACCAAACGGCAAAAACAUCGUCAACAACGCAGCCGUCACAGCCAGCCAACUGAUUUGCGCGAGGGUGUUAGCAAUGCUUAUAAUGUUAUUUGUGAGGGAAUCUCCGACACGGCACAAGAGUUGGUGCGAGCCGCCACAGAGGAGCAAGAGCAGAAGGGGAUGACAGGGGUGGUGGGAGGAGUUUUACGGCAGUUGCCUCCCACUGCUGUCAAGCCACUCAUUAUUGCAACCACUGCAACAUCGAACGUUCUUGGGGGUAUGCGCAACCAGCUCUGCCCCCAGGCAAGGAAAGAGGAUGAGGAGAAGUGGAAGGAUGACCAUUAGCAUCAUUAAGGGGGUGGUGCACAAACCUCCAUUUCAGUCUGUGUUUGCUCAUCAACAUCAGUUACAUUUUGCCAGCCUGAACUAUUCUGCAUGUGCUUGUUAUCAGGAGAUGAUCAAAACUUCACUUGACAUGUAAUCUGAUCAGACCAAAAUGUGCAUUACCUUUUUAAGUAGUGGUAUUUGUUUCAUUUAGGUGUCACUUAAGUUUUGGGCUGUCUUUGUGAACAAAGAGUUUUAAAUCUGUCUUGAUAAUUUACAGGGUGCUGUGGUCACAAGCUGUGAUACUGAAGCACAUUUAUAGGGAAACUGAUUGUUUAGAUGUUAAAUAAUGAAAAAAGAAACAGAAGUUAUUAAAACCCCAAAACCAUCAUGGAAUAUCAUGGUAAACAUCCUGAUGUAUCACAGACAUUGCCUUUUACAAUAUUUGAAAGUUGUUUUGCUGUCAAAAAUUCAUUUAAAUAAAAGUUGUAUCAUGACACAGAAUAACCAACAUAUACCAACUGUAUUGGAAGAAUUAAAUUUGGGUUGCAAGCUCCUUCACACUGACAAAACAGUGUACUUGGCCAGUUAUUAGGGGUUUUUUUUUUCAAAUAACUUUUAGUAGUCAUUUGAUGUCCUAAUACCUUAAACUGUCUUUUUAGAUUGCCCAUUGUUGUGAAUGUGCAAUGAAAUUGUUUUUUGUGGGCAGCUAAUGAUUUAGUUGUAUCUUGUUGUCUCCUUCUGGCAACCUAGCUUUCUAAUUAUUAGCAGGACCUGCACGCAAUCACAGAAAACAGGUGUGAGUGGCAGGUCUUGUCAUCUGCUACAUCUAUCCAUAUGCUCCCCACUUCCUGUGCCAGUGAAGGGAGGAAUAAAUGAAUGAGGGAGGGAAAUGUAAAUAGAAGUGGGGGGGGGGGUGCUGAUAAAUGCAUGCUUGUGUGCAUGGGGGUUGGUGGUUGGGAAGGGUAAAAGCUAGUGGAGAGGUGCAUACAUGCUCAUGAGAGAUUUUUUAGUGUGUUUGUCAUCACAAUGCUGAAAAAAUCAAAAUCCAAGGUAAAGUCUGAGGCUUCAAGUAGAGACAACCUAUUGAGGUCCACUAGUAACCUGUUUUUUUUUUUUACCCCACCCUUCUCGUGAUUGGCCUGUCCUACUGAUAUCCAUUUAUUGAUUACUUUUUGUCAUUACUGUCAUCUUUGUGUCUUUACUGUCUUUUGUACAUUCUCAUAAUUGUACCUUCAUGUACUACAGAUUAACCUACUUUUGUAUUAUGCACCGAGUGCAUGCUCCUCUGUGAGCACGAUUCUGUGCUAAGUUGCACAUUUCUAUUAAGAAGCACACUUUUAUUAAUACUGAUGUGUACUGAAAUGCAGACAUCACCAUGAGCAACAACAUAUGACUCGUACAGAAAAUCAUUAGUCAAUUCAUCACAUGAACAAAAGCAUCAUAACACUGUUUUAGUCCAUUGAAAUGAAAGGAUUUCCUGUGAUUGUCUUGAUUAAUUUUCAGGUGAAACAACAUGCUACCUUGUUAUUUUAUGCCAAGAUGAGUUUUUGUUCAGGCAUUCAUAGACGCAUAAAAACUGAUGUUGACUGUACAAAAUAGAUGGCCAGUGGCCCAGUGGAUAUUUUGAUGAACUGAGCUUCCCCUGCCCAGCCAUAUUCAGGAAUGUACAUGCAAAAAUAAAUAAAUAAAUAAAUAGGUCCCAUUCAGGGAAUAUUGAUGCAAUGGUCUGAUGACUGGCACAAGACUGCCUAAAAACAGGCAUUUGUUUUGUUCUUUUUUGUUAAAAGGCAGUGUAUCUGCACAAUGAGGAAAAAUUUUAAGAAUUAAAGAAUGAUACUGUUAGGGUAAAAUCUUGUUACAAGCUAUUUUGACAUUACAUAGCAUCAAAAUUGCCGUGAGCUCUUUCUGUUCUUGUCUUGGGUCAGGUAGUUGACAAUUUGCUCAUGCAUUCUGCUUUGUAUAUACCAUUAUCUGCAUUCAUUUUCCUUUGAAAAUAUGUUUCAUUAUGGCUGUGGUUUGCAACAGGUAUUUUCCACAUGUUGCAAGAUUUUGCUGUUGUGUUCAGGAGAGUAAGACUUUUUAAAGCUGUAAUCUGUGAUUUGGGGAAGAAUCUUGGACAAGACACACAGGAAACAAGUAAGGGUUAAGCAAGGAGAAAAGUACCAUGAUCACAAUAAUUCUCAAAAAUAUUCUGAAGGCAGUGUUAAUUGCAGAUGCCAAUGCAUGUAUAUAAUAAUGAAUAGUUUUUCAAAAAUAUUUGACCUCACAUAAAACCAAAACUUGCUGAAGUGUGAAAAAUGUUUUGUUUGGUGUGUUUUGCAAUCUUGUGGCCAUUUUAAAGACAGGUACAUUGUAAAUGAUGAGCACCCAUAGUUACUCAGAUGUGCCACCUUUCUUCCUUUUAUAAAGUCUUUCACUUUUCAUGAGUGUACAUAAUCUGAUAUUUACAUUUUGUUUGCAACAUGAAAAGUGGGGCACUUUAGUCAUGUAGCAAAUGUGACCUAAAGUUGUAUGGUGUUUGAAAAAGGCAGUUGAUUUUUUUUUAACUGAAUGAGGGCACAACUGGACCCUAUCAAUUGUGGGGCUUUACAGAUUAGUCACAAUUUCAUUUUUCCAAAAUAGAAUUUUUAAAAUGAUUAUAAAUGUUUGUUGUGUGAAAUUUAAAAAAAAAAGUUUUUGAAUGUUUGGGUUGUAAACAUUUUAGUCGGUGAGUUUCACUCAAGAAUUUUGCGGUGAAAAUGUGUAAGUGCCAUUUAUCUCAGUUUGAGGAGACUCUGAGCACUAGUAUGUUAUGCUGUUGAUGGCUUUCGCAAGUUCACUGCAUGAUGAUUGAAAGGGAACAGAUAAAUGUUUUUAUGGUUGAAUUUGUGGUGCAUAGAGUGAAGUAAACUGGUUUUAUGUUAGAUGGACAUUUUGAAGUGUUUGGAGGGGGCACAAAGAUUAAGAAGAAUGAAUGUGCUGAACAGUUUCUAGUCACUACUGUUGGGAUGAGCAGAAAAGUGUGGAAAUUAAGAAAGGCAUAAUUCUUGUAAAUAUUUUUAUAAGUUGGAACUUGAGUUGUGCAUUUGUAAAUAUUGUGGGCUGUGUUUCCUAUAGAAAUGUGAUAGCCUGAUGUUCUCAGAAUGUUCUUGCAUGUGUGCUGAUCUUUUGCUGAAUGUAAUUUCUUCUUGGUUUUAGACGCAGACAUUUUACUAUGAUGGUUUGCAGUUUUAGAGAAAGGUUUACUCAUUUUCCCUUGGCAGUUUCCCCGUAUUGUAGGAUAUUAAGUAUUAUAGUUUUGUUGGUAUUUGUUUCCAGCUAUUUGUGUAUUCACAUAGCAAACUGAUAAUGGGAAACUUUUUUUUAAAAAACAAGAACACAUGUUGCACAUCAAGACAGGCAUUAUGACUGCUUCAUGUAUUGAGACUGCUGUCAUGCACAACUGCUUUGUGUGCUCCAGUAGGUUCUGAUUGUUGGUCCAUUUUAUCAUACCUGUAGUGUGCAUUGUCAGGCUGACAGCAUGUCUUCCAUUCUGACCAAGUUUGUAAAUUAAUUUGGCUGGAUCAAUUAGAUAAUGAGCAAAGUCCAUGGGGCCAUGGUUGGAAGUGUUUUUGCAAAGUUGUGUUUUCAUUUUCUGUGCAAGGCUUCUACAGCUUCAAGUAUAUAAAAUUUUUACUGUGAGCAUGUCCAUAUGAAACAUGCAGUGUAUUGUUUGUGUGCUGUGGCCAGAUUUCUGCAAUAAAACUACACAUUUCUAACCUA
Messenger RNA from Pomacea canaliculata, 10052 nucleotides. Its product is annotated as autophagy-related protein 2 homolog B-like. Gene Ontology annotation, biological process: autophagosome assembly; piecemeal microautophagy of the nucleus; autophagy of mitochondrion. Gene Ontology annotation, cellular component: extrinsic component of membrane; phagophore assembly site. The transcript is spliced from 41 exons. NCBI's taxonomy places the organism in Eukaryota, Metazoa, Mollusca, Gastropoda, Architaenioglossa, Ampullariidae. Gene Ontology annotation, molecular function: phosphatidylinositol-3-phosphate binding. The coding region runs from base 669 to 6329 and encodes 1886 amino acids. The record is from RefSeq and is a predicted model, not a curated record.